Messenger RNA from Limulus polyphemus (Atlantic horseshoe crab), 5831 nucleotides. RefSeq names its product PHD finger protein rhinoceros-like. Gene Ontology annotation, cellular component: cytoplasm. The transcript has 12 exons. Lineage: Eukaryota; Metazoa; Arthropoda; Merostomata; Xiphosura; Limulidae. The coding region runs from base 99 to 3665 and encodes 1188 amino acids. Gene Ontology annotation, molecular function: actin filament binding. Gene Ontology annotation, biological process: actin filament bundle assembly. The record is from RefSeq and is a predicted model, not a curated record.
AGAUAAAACGUCUUGGAUGUUUGUGUCGUCCAUUUACGUUUUCUAGCAAAGUAAAAGAUUUUCGGAUAAAGAGGAAGUAAGAAGCGUUUUUUUCAAGUAUGCCAGAGAUGACUAUUUUACACCGUGCCCUGGUAGCGGCUAAAGAAGGGGACUUACAAGGACUUCAAACGCUUCAGAGAAACCAUGAGCUGGCACCUCACAUUCAAGACGAAUUUGGUGCAUCGUGUGUUCAUUAUGCAGCUCGUGGAGGACAUGUUAAAGUAUUGGAAUUUUUAGUCAAGAAGUGUGGAAUGAGGGCUAAUACUCGUUCCUUUGUUGGCGCUUCACCAGCACACGACGCAGCAGCCAUGGGGAAAUUAAACGCCCUCGUGUGGCUACUAAAGCAUACUGACUGUCUUCUGUGGGACAGAGACAAAGAUGGCGCCACUGUAUUGCACAUCUCUGCAAGGUACGGUCGUCGAAGUGUUAUCAAGUGGCUACUGCGGGAAGCCAAGAUGCCGGCCUUAGAGAAGACCAGUACUGGUGCUCUAGCUCUGCACUACGCAGCAGCUAAGGGAUGCCUAGACUGUGUGAAGCUAUUGCUGGAGACUUGUACUGAACUUAGUGCUAAUGCUCAGAUGGAGAAUAACGUAACGCCUGUGUACUUAGCCGCUCAGGAAGGACAUCUGGAUGUACUCAAGCACCUAGUAGUCUCUGCUGGUGGCUCCCUCUCGCUGCGAGCAAUCGACGGUAUGGCACCAAUCCACGCCUCUGCUCAGAUGGGAGCAUUAAAGUGUCUGAAAUGGAUGGUUGAAGAACAAGGUGUGGAUCCCAACUUACAAGACAAGGAUGGAGCCACUCCAGUUCACUUUGCUGCCAGUAGAGGGCACGUUGAUACUUUGCGAUGGCUUCUAAGACAUGGUGGUCGAAUAUUAUUAGAUAAAUUCGGGAAAAGUCCUCUUAAUGAUGCAGCGGAAAAUGAACACUUAGAGUGUCUUGCUCUUUUAGCGGCACAUGCUUCAGACCCUCGUCACCAGGUCGGAAUGUCAGUAACACUGACACCUGCUGGACUACUACCAGUACCUGUCCAGCGUUGCUGCUCAUCCUGUCAAGUCCAGUCACAUUACAAACGUCCUUCUACUUCACACGUAAGAAAGGGUUCCGACAGUUGUUCAUGUCGAUCUACAACAUCAGACGAAACUAACUCCUGGUCUGACGACUACCCAUCAGACGUUACUGGAAGUAGUCAUCAAUCCAUGCAAGAAAGUGUCCCACAAAGCUCUAAUCACCACCAUUCUCUGAGUCAUUCAAGAAGUUGCAAUGUUUGUGGUCUUCACGCAAAAGAUAGCCACAAAUCUCAUCGUCAGCACGGGCAUUACCAUCGCCGAAACCAAUGUUCACAUCAAAGACAAACGCCAGACAUUGCUUUGAACAAUAAGACAAGGCAUCAGAGAACAGCCAGCGAUGAAAGUUCACGAGGUUCUCGCAUGGAUAGCUAUAAAGAACUAUUCGCAGGAAGCCUAAACGAAACAAACCAAGAGCCUUUCUAUCUACAUGAAUCUAACAUGACUUCUGAUGAUCGGGUCAAAAAACUGUUCGAGGCGCCUUCUGGUGAUAAACAACAGCCAUCAAGUACGGACACUUCAAUUUCAAAUCCCAAAUCGUCGUGUAGUGUUACUACUAGAGUCGUGACUGUAGAAAUCCACCAAUCAACUUCGGAUGAUGUAAUGAGUACGUCUGACGUUAGUGAUCCGGUUCCCGAUUACAAUGACCCUGUGGCACGUGUGUAUUCUAAUAGCAGACAAGAGCCAAUUGAAGGUUCUUCCGAGAACCCAUUUGUUUCAGGAGAGCAAUCAUUGACUUCGUCUGAAGCCUGUAGCACGAGUACAGAUGAAGGGAUUUACCAAGAAGUUGAAAACGAAGGUCCAGAAGACGACGACGAAGGCGUUUUUUCUGGUGAUCCUUCGGAACCGCAAAAAAGCAAUGAUCCAGAAACAACUUUUAAUAGAAAUUCUGGAAAAAUAAACGAUAGUGAUAAUGGAUCUCUAAUUGUACCACAAACUUUGAAUGAGGAAAAUAAUACUGAGGUUCUUGAAGGUCCUUCAGAUGCCAGCGUUUCCUUUGCAGCCUCAAAGAAUGCCAUUGAUUCGCCCAAAUCUGAAGAAGGAAAUAAACAAAUAAAUAAUUCUCAAGUAGAAAUCAAAGUAAAACCUGCCUUAGAAGGAAAGAAAAGUUUACCUAUAGAUAUUCAGGAAAAUAUAAAAGAGUCACUUAAAAGAAGAAAUUCCAAAGAACUAGCAGAAAGGGCACUUUCUGUUCCAGUUUCCUUAUCUUUAACUCCAGUUCUUCCUGCACCACCUCCUCCGCUCAUUCCAUUAUCUUUAAAUAAAGACAGUUUUGAAAGUCAAAGCAAUUCUCCAAGUGGUACUAUUAAACGGAAAUCAGAUGUUAUUUCCGAGAAUAAAAAUAACGUAUUAUCCGAGUUGUUGCCUCUUGGUAAAGAAAAUGUUAAUAAUGAGGACAGCAAUGAAGCCAUAAACAAUACCCAAACUCGAGUAUUGGAAGAAAAAGAUACUUUAAAACAAAAAACAUCUAAACUAUCUCCUCAAGCAAUACAGACAAGGUUCAUCCCACCCCAGUUUGAAUCACUGCCGAAUUCGGACAUUAAUAUCAAGCCUUCGGAGUAUCUAAAGAAAUUAGCUAACAAAACUGCUCCUUCUUUUCCCAUUCCAAAAAUGGGACAAAUACCUAAAGAUGUUCUCGCAAAUUCCGAUAAAAACGCUUCUAAUAAUGAGUUAGAAGACAACAAAUUGUUGCCUAUGGUUACUGAACCCGUUUCAAAAAGUAGUCUAGCAAAGUCUGAAUCAGAAGAGCUUCGUGACAUCACAAAGAUCAACGAUAAUACAGACGCUAUAUCUAAUGAGUCCAAAACAAAUGACAGUGAAAUUAUACCACAAGUUCCUCCGCCACCUAGUGGACCACUUGUAAUUCCGCCUCCUCAGCCGAAUUUCGGUGUGACCAAAGAAGCACUACAGUCGGUUAAUUUAAAGAAAACUGAUAAACCAACAAAUACAGGGCGAACUAUCCUCCUACAAAAGAACGAGUCUAUCAAAGAUAAAAAAAACGACCUGAUAGCUGAACUUAAGAAAUCAAAAGACAUUCAUGGGGUUAAGAAAAUGAAAGAAGAACGUGUAAAACAGGAGCAAGAAGAGAUGCAGAAGAAAGCGUCGGAUAUUGCAAAACAAUGCACGACUGAAAGAUUUUUAGACAAAAUCCCCGAGGUCGACGCUAACGGAUGCCCUAUUCCACCAUGGAAGCGGCAAAUGUUGGCAAAGAAAGCUGCUGAAAACGCCAAGAAAGAAGCGGAAGAGCAAAGACUGAAGGAGGCAGAGCAGAGGAAAAUCAGUGCUAUUCCAGCUUGGAAGCGCCAUCUAUUGCUGAAAAAUGUAAUUCAAUCGAAUGCACCUUCAGAAAUUAUUCAAACUUCCCCUUCAUCGAACGUAGUGUCAAGCACUCCUGUUAUUAUAAAAAACAGUACGGAGACAAUUUCAGAAAAACAACUUAAUCGCAAUAUGGCACAAGUAACAGCAAAUUCUUUACCUGAGGAAAAUUACAACGAUGAAGACGAAAAACCUCACAAUCCUUGGUUACAGCAGUUACGGAAAACCAACUCAGAAUUUCGCUAAAAUUUUUUUUAGCAACACAUGUAAAAAAAUAAUUUAAUUUCUGAUUUAAUUAAAUGCAAAUAAUUGUAUACUGAAACCUAUCUAUAUACGAUAGGGAGUCUACUUAUUCACGUAUUAGUAGAUGGCAGCAGUGAAAAAGUGAUAUUUUCUGCAAGAUGAGUUAAUUAAGAAAUAAAUUCAGAGUAAAGUGAAUAAAUAUUUUCACGCAUUUUUCAUUUGCACUCACUAAAAUGACAGAAAUAUUCUUUUAAGUCAUUAAAAAUAACAGAAAUUAUCCAGAGCCGAGAACGAUAAAAUUUGCAUAUUUUUAACGUUAUUUAUCAUCUGCAAUAGUCAACUAUCAGUCGGAACGUUUCACUUGUUACGCUGAAGACAAACAAUUGUCGUACUGAUGUUCAAAUAUUUUCGGUGACAAUCUUUCCUGUAAUAAAAUUACUUUCUACCAAUUCAGUUUGAUAUACAAAGUAUAACAAUUUGUUCUUAACAGUUUGUAACGAUGUUAUCAUAGUUUCGUAAAAGAAAUUUGUUAGCAUUCCACAAAGGUAAACAUUCUUUGACUUUUUAAUGUUCUUUCAGAUGAAUGGAAAACUUUAAAUUUUUAUUAUAGGCAUAAUUACUUAAUAGAUUUCGUCCAGGACUUGGAAAAAGUAUUUUUUCUUUAAAACAUUUGUUAUGUGUAUUUGUGUGUAAAUAUGUAAUGCUUUUACAAUUAGCUUAUAACAGAGUACAGACAAGUUCUACAUUAAUUCUUUCUUUUUUUUUUACGUUUGUUUAAUGAUAUAGUUUUAAAUAUCACAUACAUUUGAAAUAUACGCGAACGUGGGUGAUGUACAAUUAACACGAUUUAGUGGCAGUGAUUGUUUUUAAAUAAUUAUAUCUUUAAAACAAUGUUCCCUAGGGGAACUAAGUUUUACCAGAGCCAUACUAAGAAUAAUAAGUUUUAUUCCGGAAAGUUUGGAUAUUGUACAAGGUGUUUUAACAAUAAAUAAACAAAUGAAACUUUCGGUGUGUUUAUUUAUUGACAUCCCAAAGGUUCAACAAAGUCUUGUCAUUAUGUUUUCACCAAGAUAUUUAUGGUUAGCAUGUACUAAUUAAAAAAAAUAAUUCAUAGACGGUGUUCGUUGUAACCAAUGUUUAUUCAGGACUAGUUUUCAAUUGGUAACUUGCAUAUUUGGUACGAACAAAAUAUUAAUAAACUUUGCAAGUCUUUGUAUAGAUUUAAAAAAAAAAGAAGCUUAUGCCAUACAAUUUAUAUGGUUUUGAUUAGCUCCUUCGCUUAAGUAUAAAACUGUGAAGAUAUUGAGUUGUGAAAAACUGAGACCAUGUUAUAAUAAAUGUUAUACAAAUUUCUUGGUAUCUGGAUAUUAAUUCAUUCAUCCGAAUACAAUGGCAGUCUUUCAAAACAUAAUAAUAUAAAUAACGAAAAAUAAAACAUACACACACCAAGAGAAAUACAUAAACUGCACUCAAGUUUAUCACAUUCUGCAUCCAUGACAUGGUAAGAACAAGAGUUCAAGAAUUAAUCCUUCCAUCCCAAAUUAUUUUCCAUCUAUGUAUUUUCAAAGCAUCUCUAAAAUAAUUACUUCUAUAAAAAAAAAGUAAUGGAAAUCACGUGUUUUUUUUAUGUUUCAAAGAUUACAAAACUCCAUUCCUAGGAUUUUCAAGUGAUGGUCUAACUCUAUUAACAGUAAAAACAUACUUAUGUAGUUUCAAAUACAAUUCAUGGUAUAUAAAAUGCUCAUUAGUCAACUGAUUCCUAAAAUUAGAAAUCAUUUUUAUAUAUCUACUGCCUGUUUAAAAAUCCCACAUAUUAAACAUUACUGAUCAAAAACAUACUUGAAGUACAAUAUUUUUGUUACUUUCUACAAACCUUUAAUAUGCAAAAUGCACACUUUUAAUGUCAUCAUAUAUGUGUGCCUGUAUUGUAAAAACUGGCAAAUACUAAUCCAGUCUUACCUCUAUCUCCAUUUUCCAAAUAUCAGAUUCACAUUUCUUCAACAAAUGUUUCAUAUAACUAAAACACAAUUUUAUGUUAACUUCUACAGAUAAUUAGUAACCAAAAUGCACACAAUUUUAAUACCUUCCAUUCUUGUUUUCCAAAUAUCAAAGAUUCACAUUUCUUCCACAAAUGUUUCAUAUAACUAAAACACAAUUUUAUGUUAACUU